Messenger RNA from Amborella trichopoda, 1382 nucleotides. RefSeq names its product SPFH/Band 7/PHB domain-containing membrane-associated protein family. Gene Ontology annotation, cellular component: endoplasmic reticulum; endoplasmic reticulum membrane. Gene Ontology annotation, molecular function: ubiquitin protein ligase binding; cholesterol binding. NCBI's taxonomy places the organism in Eukaryota, Viridiplantae, Streptophyta, Magnoliopsida, Amborellales, Amborellaceae. Gene Ontology annotation, biological process: SREBP signaling pathway. The record is from RefSeq and is a predicted model, not a curated record.
UUCGGGAAAAUUUCGAUCAUGCGGCGGCGGAACCAUUAAAUUGUAAUCAGAGUGCCCCAGGUUCAGGAUGCCUACGCGGGCAAGAUUUUUUUCAGAGAGAAAAUUAGGGUUUUAGAGAGAGAAAAAGUAGGGUUUUUCUUGGAUCCCGAUGGAUGCUCAGCGAGCGAGGCCUAAUCCUCCUCAGGACCCUCCUUUGCCCCCUAUGAUAUUCAUUGGUUUCAUCGGUUGUUGCUUACUGGUACUCUUUUCGGGUUUAUAUGCAAACCCCAAUGGCUACAUUUUACAUCAAGUUCCUGAAGGCCAUGUUGGUGCAUAUUGGAGAGGAGGUGCACUUUUGAAAACAAUAACUAGUCCAGGAUUUCAUUUGAAGGUACCUUUCAUAACCCAGUUUGAGCCCAUCCAGGUCACCAUUCAAACAGAUCAGGUGAAGGAUAUCCCAUGUGGUACUAAAGGCGGAGUUAUGAUCAGCUUUGAGAAGAUUGAGGUUGUUAAUCGUCUAAAGAAGGAAUAUGUCUAUGAGACAUUGCUUAACUACGGUGUAAAAUAUGACAAGACAUGGAUCUAUGAUAAAAUACACCAUGAGAUCAAUCAGUUUUGCAGUGCUCACACACUGCAGCAAGUCUACAUUGAUAUGUUCGACCAGAUUGAUGAAAAGAUGAAGGAAGAUCUUCAAGCAGAUUGCACUCGUUAUGCUCCCGGUGUUGAGAUCAUAAAUGUGCGUGUGACGAAACCAACAAUCCCAGUCAGCAUAAAAAGGAAUUAUGAACAGAUGGAAGAAGAGCGCACAAAAGUAUUGAUUGCAAUGGAGAAACAACGGGUGGCUGAAAAGGAGGCUGAAACCCAAAAGAAGAUCGCUUUGUCAGAGGCAGAAAAGAAUUCUCAGGUUAGCCAAGUCCUCAUGGAGCAAAGGUUAAUGGAAAAGGAAAGCACAAGGAGGCAGCAAGAAAUUGAGAAUGAUAUGUACCUUGCUCGCGAGAAAAGUUUGGCGGAUGCAGAUUUCUACAGGGUGAUGAAAGAAGCUGAAGCGAACAGGUUGAAGCUCACCCCACAGUAUCUUGAGCUUCGAUUCAUCGAAGCUAUUGCAAAUAAUUCAAAGAUAUUUUUUGGAGACAAGGUACCUGGGAUGAUUUUUGACCAGAGAUUGAUCGGGAAUUUUCUAAAAGAAGCGAAGCAAAAUGAUGACAUAUAAAUCAGAUUUUCUCUCUCUACAAUCAUGCUUAGAUUUUGGCAAAUUGAAAUAUUCACAAAUGUUGUUUCGAAGGCCAGAUACCUCUGUCCAUUAUUUUGGGGUUUGGGAAUGUAUUUUGUACAUUGAAGAAAAAUAUGGAUCAUGGGUGGUAUUUAACAUUGAAAGCAAGCAAUGGGUGUGAAUCAUUAGAAAU